AUGUUGCCAUUCGUGAUCAUCUCUUUGACGGCUGCCUGUGCACCUCCUGGUUUUGUUCAAAGCAAUGAUCCAGAAUGCUGGAUUGUGUUCUUCCUUAGAGCGCCUAUUCGAAGUCCUCUUUUUCAGCUCUCCUAUUUUUCAGGAAUGGUCGGCACCCGAUGUUCGGAUCUCAUUCUCUACCCGGUUUCAGCAGUGGAUCAGAGCGACCAAUACAGAUUCGAUUAUAGUGAUGUAAGCUUUGGCAACACACAUGCCCAAGGUGCUACAGUGGCGAUAACGUGUACAACUGGUGGACAACCUGCUACUGUCGAAGGUUACGACCAGGUACUCUGCUCAUUAUUUCAAGACUUUUCUCCCGUAAAAGCACCAUCCGUUCACAAGCACUUCUAA
Messenger RNA from Angiostrongylus costaricensis, 390 nucleotides. Lineage: Eukaryota; Metazoa; Nematoda; Chromadorea; Rhabditida; Metastrongylidae. The record is from the annotation of a GenBank genome assembly.